UAAGGAAAUUGAAACCAUGGAAAAAAAGACCCUUUCAGAUACAUCAAUAGAAACGUACACUUCGAUGCAAUAAAGGACUUGAAAUUUGAUAGAAAACAAUGGCUUCGGAGAGAUGUGAUUUACUGCGUGAAGGUUUUUUGGAUGUCAAAUUUCCUCCGGAUAGUCCAGAAAGGGUUUUGCACAAGGCGUGGCGAAAGCUGUGGAUCCGAGCAUUUGUGCUACAACCACUGAAAAGAGAACCAAGUUUGAUCCUAAACGUCACUCGAAAUGCCGAGGACAAGCAAUCUCAAUCCUUAAAAGUGUCUCGCGAUGGCCUUCUCUUGUUCCGUUGUCGUUCCGGUUCUAGACCUUUGCAGACAUGGGCACUCUCAUCAGGCACUUCGCUGAUAGUAUACUUGGCAGCCGAAAACGAGGAAGAGACACAAAGCUGGAUGAAAACUAUCAGAGACGGACUUUGGCCUACCAUUCAGAACAUGUCAGAAAAAUCGCAUGACGUCUCGUUGAUUGAUGAUGAGAAGACAUUUUCAACUGGGAUUCUUGGUCUGUAUGGUCGCUUAGUUAAAACCCCAGAUGGAAUGACCAGCAUCAUUCAUCCCCACUGGCAGGGGAUUCUACUUCGUUGGAAGCAAGAGGAUGUGGUCAAUAUUAAACUUGUGAGAAAGGUUGGAGGAGAAUCAUCGGGUGUCUUCAAAAUUACAUUAAAAAGUUCAAAAACUGAGACACGCACUUUUUAUUUCUACAGUAAUACUGCGACAUCUGCAAUUGAUUGGCUCCAAUCAAGUGCAAAAGACUCCACAGAACUUUCAACCAAUAGUAAAUCAAAAAAUACUAAGGAACUAUCUCGCAAUAAUGAAACACAAAACGAUAUCAUCGUCAAUGGCAAUGAUACACCACAAUAUGCAACCAUUAGAAAAGCUUCCAAACAGUUAGAAAACGAGCAAGGAAGCAAACUAGACUCAGUCAAUGACGAAAGUACAAACAAAACCUUAAAUGACAAACGUAAUACUAGUAAUUUUCUCUCGACAAACAUUUCCAGUGAUUUAUUAGAUGCCAGUUUGAGCUUCGUGAAACUACCACUGGCAAAAUCAAAGUCGCUAAACGAUCAACUCAAACCGACAGCAAAAAGUGACGAGGAUUCGGAUGAAACCUCAGACAUGUAUGAGCAUGUGUAUGAAGAUAUGGUUCCUAAAUCGUCAAGAUCUGACACAGUGUAUGAGGAUGUACUGAACUCGGAAAGUGAAUACGUACCACCUCUGCCACCACCUUUACCAACGGAGAAACCUCAGAUUCUCCGUUUGCUAAAGUUGUCCGAAAGUGUCGCCGAAGCUUUGAAAUUGGCUGAAGAACAGCACGUACCAGUGGUUCACAAAAAUUCUAAGCGCCUUCUAGAUAGUCCAGUAAGAGAAACUGUGCCACAAAUUUUUCAGAAAAAGCCUAUUCUUCGUAGAUCAUCAGAACCAAACAUUAUUUGAUAUAUUGAUGACUUUUGUCUCAAAAGCUAGAGAUAAUCCUUUGAAAGUGUUUGCUGAACAUUUGAAAAUGGCUAAUGGAACACACAAGUGGCUUAUGUGAAUUCUGACCGUGUUCGAAAGUUCAUCAAAAUUCUGAAACACGCUUUUUGUAAAUAGGCCGAUAUUACGUCAAUCAUAAGAAACUGGUCUUUUGAUACUUCAGACUUCUAUGAGAAAUUGUUUAAUUAUUAAAAAUCAUAAUCUUUGUU
This is a messenger RNA of Parasteatoda tepidariorum (common house spider), 1720 nucleotides long. RefSeq lists its product as uncharacterized. Lineage: Eukaryota; Metazoa; Arthropoda; Arachnida; Araneae; Theridiidae. The record is from RefSeq and is a predicted model, not a curated record.